Molecule: messenger RNA, 1154 nt
Organism: Bemisia tabaci
Lineage: Eukaryota; Metazoa; Arthropoda; Insecta; Hemiptera; Aleyrodidae
Molecular function (GO): N-acetyltransferase activity
Source: RefSeq, a predicted model, not a curated record
GAUGUAGAGGUAGGGGGAAUCCAGUUAUUCAGCAUCGAGAUUCUUAUUCCUAUCUCUCGUGCUCAUGCAUUUAUCUCAAUGGCAUAGCGGACCCUGCAGUGUAUGCAGCGCAGCGCGUUGUGCCACUGACCAAGUUUGAUAAGGUUGCGGUGAGAGUUUGGACUUUUCAGAUAGAUAAAUAGAACAGGUAGGAUGUAGAAAUAGACCAAUAAUUAUUCUCGUGAUGUAUAGUGUUUCGUCUCUACUCUUCUUAUUCUUCGCUAGCUGUUUGAUGGUGACAAAAUUACUCAGCACCGGAGAAGCGGCAGCCAGCACAAUGAAUUACAAGGUUAACGAGACCGCAGUCAUCAAACGGGUGAAGUUAGAAGCUUCCAAAGGACGCCCUGCCCUCCAGUAUCGCAUUCAGUUGAUAGAUGAACCUUUAUUCAAGGAGGCAUUGGCGUUCAUGAAUGAGCAUUUUGUACUGAAUAAUAAUUUGAUGAAAUCUCUAGCUCCAGGUGUGGCGCCCACCGAGCCUAUUGAAGACGAUGACGAGGAACCAGGUCCAUGGGAGAUGGCCCUCUCUGAAGGUAUCUCAUUAGCCGCAAUCUUAGAAGACGAUCAAGGAACCACGGGUAGCAUGAUUGCUUGUUACAUGUUGGGAAUAGAGAGAAAAGGGGAAGUUUUUUCGUUGCCGGAGGGGCAAGAUAUACCUGAGUUUUUUAGAUACAUCGGGAAGACCCUGGAAGAUGUGGAGGCGAAAGCAGACGUAUACACGAUAUUCAACUGCACCUCUUACGUCGCUGGAUACGGGUUGGCAACCGCACCGAAGUAUCAACGGCGGGGGAUCGGCGAGGAGAUGCUCCGGGCGCGUGCCCAGGUUUGCAGGAUCACCGACACCCCGGUCAGUGCCGCCGUCUUCACCGGUGAGGCCUCCCAGAAGCUUGCCAAGAAAUGCGGCUACCAGACGCUCGCCGAGCUGGAUCUCACCACGUACCGCAUCGACGGCAAACUCAUCUACCCGAACCCGGAAUGGCCCGUCAUCAAGUGGAUGGCCAUUCGCUACUUCUGAUGACUCGCUUCUCAUAUUGUAGGGGACGUCCAUAAAUUACGUCACCCAUUUUUUUCAAUUUUUCGACCCCCCCUCCCCCUCCCUUCCCCUCUCUCCCCUCCCC